Biomphalaria glabrata is the source of this 2325-nucleotide messenger RNA. Its product is annotated as inhibitor of apoptosis protein-like. Bases 104 to 2317 code for a protein of 737 amino acids. Gene Ontology annotation, molecular function: ubiquitin protein ligase activity; cysteine-type endopeptidase inhibitor activity involved in apoptotic process. Lineage: Eukaryota; Metazoa; Mollusca; Gastropoda; Planorbidae. The record is from RefSeq and is a predicted model, not a curated record. The transcript has 6 exons. Gene Ontology annotation, cellular component: nucleus; cytoplasm. Gene Ontology annotation, biological process: regulation of cell cycle; negative regulation of apoptotic process; positive regulation of protein ubiquitination.
UUAUUUUAAUGUAGAUCAGUAGGUUCAUGCACUUUAGGAAACAAAGAAGGACAACAAAGUAUUCUCUGGGUGUAGAGUACUAUUAAAUAAGAUCAGCACCACAAUGCCAGUUAGAUCACGCGUUAAACGUAAAAGUGGAAAAAGAAAGAAGUCCAAGAUUUUGAAGACUAAAAAGUUAAAAAAACACAAAAAGGUCAAACCUGCAAAGCUUAAACCAAAAGGAAAAAAAGACGCUAUCAAACCUGAAAAAUCAACCAAGCAUCUAGUCGUAAAAGAUAAUGGAAAGACGUCAUAUAGAAAGAGAUCAGGCGUAUUACCUCAACACAAUUUAGAAACAAUUAAUAGUAUCAAAAGCCUAUCAACUUUAAUCUUUAAUUGUUUUCUACGUGAAAGCCAGGUGUCUACACUAAAAAUGACAAAGUUUCAAACUGGUCCAAAUUUUAAAUCCGACACACUCUUCAGCACAAACACAUUUUCAAUUGAGCUCGCAAAAGUUUUAAGAGAAACGCUUAGUGACGAAAAAUUCGAUCAGUCAGAAAGCAUUAAUUUAAAAUGCCAUAAGUUAGGCAGAAAUAGAGAAGAUUAUACAAAACAAUCUUAUAACACAGGCAAAGAAAUAGAAACUAUAAUUAAAUAUCGCAACAUACAAUCGACACUUCUUUACAUAGUUGACAAGAUACCAGUGCAUCCAUCACGUGUUGAGGGUAUCCUUUGGUCACGGCUUAAUGACGAAAAAUGGAGGUUGUAUACUUUCUUCAAAUACCCACAAAACGCUGCCAAAUCUGCCAUUUUAUUAGCAACUGAAGGCUUUGUUUACCUGGGAAGUGGUACAGAUUUAGAUGACAUUGUCAUGUGUCACUUCUGCUACAAAGUUAAAAAUAGAUGGCAACCUUUGGAUGAUAUUCCUGAAGUACAUAAACAGUUGUCUCCCGAUUGUUCGAUGGUGACUCAAAUUAAUUGCUCCAACAUCUCAGUGAAUACAAACUUGGAUUGCUCUCUUUUUGAACAACUAAAUCCAAAGCAAAGCAGAAAUAGACCAGUAGACACUAGACAUAAUGAAAUAGAAACUGGUGAAGCUUUAGAGAACUAUAAGAACCCAGGUGAAAAUAUUGAACCAGACGGCACCACCCUUCCAAGGGAAAGAUAUAAUAAUAAUUAUACGCAGAUAACAAGCAGUUCCGAACAGUCGACACCAACUAGAGAAAUCCCAGCAGAUACAGCAUCACAAAGUGAGACUUCAGGAGCAUCUCCUGGAGUAGCAACCACAACAAGUUCAGCUAGUUCUAAUUUGACAUCCUCUAACUCUACUCCAUCCCUGCAUAUAACCUCAGCGACUGCUUCUAACACAUCCACAACUGUCUUUACAAGUCAAACAAGUAUUGCAGCAGGUCCUAGUUUACCUGCUACAUCAACACCAGACCCACCAGAAGUUGUAACUCAAACAGUGCCAGCCAAUAGCCACAACUCUGCCAAAGGAAAUACAGGUGGACCAACGUAUUCUGAGCUUGGCAUUGUAACAGAACGCCCUAAAAGAUUUGAAUAUGCAGUUCUUGCUAAACGAAUGGAGACAUUUUUAUCCUGGCCAAGAGAUCAUCAUUUGAGACCCAAAGAACUUGCAGAAGCUGGAUUCUAUUAUGCAGGUUAUGGAGACUGCGCUCGCUGCUUCUACUGUGGUGGAGGUUUACGCAACUGGGAAGAUGAAGACGAUGUCUGGGUGGAACAUGCCAGGUGGUUUCCUAAAUGUGCUUACAUCCGUCAGCAAAUGGGACAAGUAUUUGUGGACACCAUUCAAGAUAUGAACAAAAGUUUUGACCAUAUCUCAAUGAAAAUGGUGAUGGAUAAAAUUGGAGACGCAGCCUCGGCUUUUCAACUUGAUUCCAAAGACAGCCCAUUAAAAAGAGACCCAGCUGUUAAGACCGUUGUGGACAUGGGAUAUCCGUUGGCUGAAGCUAUUACCACAGCUGAGGCAAUCAAAGAAGAUGGAAAUAUAUUAUCUGCGGAUAAAAUUUAUGAGAAGUUGGUGGAAUACAAAGUAAAGAAAAAUCCAUCAAAAAUGAUUGAACGAGCAGCAGGUACAAUGGCAGGUGUGUCUGACACUUCUCUUAAUGCGAAUCUUGAAAAAGUGAGAGCCUUGAAGGAAAAGAAUAACCAGCUGCGCCAACAGACAGUCUGUAAAAUUUGUAUGGACAAAGAAGUGGCUGUUGUCUUUCUGCCCUGCGGUCACUUUGUGUCCUGCACUGACUGCGCAUCAGCGAUGAAAGAUUGUCCCGUUUGCCGAAAUCACGUCAAGGGCAUAGUCAGAGCCUUCAUGGGCUAGACGAACCC